Messenger RNA from Strongylocentrotus purpuratus (purple sea urchin), 1219 nucleotides. RefSeq lists its product as uncharacterized. NCBI's taxonomy places the organism in Eukaryota, Metazoa, Echinodermata, Echinoidea, Camarodonta, Strongylocentrotidae. Bases 62 to 949 code for a protein of 295 amino acids. Gene Ontology annotation, cellular component: condensed nuclear chromosome. The record is from RefSeq and is a predicted model, not a curated record. The transcript has 3 exons. Gene Ontology annotation, biological process: resolution of meiotic recombination intermediates. Gene Ontology annotation, molecular function: single-stranded DNA binding; ATP hydrolysis activity.
CAGGAAGAACCAGCCUGGCUUAUCAAGGUAUCAUUCAGAGGAGUUUGAUGCAGAUGAUGCAAUGGCUACCAAUGUGGAUCACCAUCCUACAAGAGAUCUCUUACUCCACUUUGACAAGAAUAGAUCAGGUCGAAGGGACCUUUCCGACCUCCUGUCGUAUUCAUUCACAGGCAAGUCUGGUAGCGCCCCAUUGCCGGCAAGAGACUGGACCAUGGAGGAAGCAAUGCAACCAAGGCAGCAUUCCAGCAUUAGGGCUAGUGCCAGACAGGCCUACUCAGGCAUAGAUGCUCUUCUUCCAAGUCAGCUUCAAGAUCUUCGGCGUCAGGAGUGGGAUGUAGAGCAGCGUUUGACCAACAAAGAAAUGAAAAGUGAUUAUUCUAAGAAGGAACAAAUUCGUCUCUCUGGUCAGUCAGCAAGUGUACCAGCACAAAGAACAAACACAAGAACACAUGGAAUCGAUCAAAUUCCUUGUACACAAAGGGGAGCUCCAAGGAAAUACAUAGGUAUAGCACAACCCUGUCCCCGGGCUGGUGCCGGUAAUCCAUUGCAGAUGACCAUUCCCAAGGGUUCUUUAAGCAACAAGACUUCAAGGCGUGGUGAGUUUGGUACCCUUGCAACAUCAGGUCUACCGGCGAGAAGAGGAACAGCUUCAAGUCAGAACCAGAAUCAGGGAUACUUUCCAGGGCAGAGGCAUCCCCAGGAAUAUCCCAGUCAACAAGAACAGCAUCGUCGAAGACCACCUGAUCACUACCAGGGUCAAGGACAAGAGGCCCUACACAGCAGGGAUGACCACUGGGUUGGUGGAAAGGACGCAAUGAUGCUCUCAAGACCAGGGUGGCUGGAGGGAAAAGCUUCAUCAUACCAGCAUCAAAGAAGCGAUGCCUUCCUUGAUAUCGGUGAGUCUGAUAUCUACUACUGGCAGGUCAGGGAGGAGCUGUUGCGUAGUUGAAGCCCUGUUUUUAUUAAAUGCAAUUCUGUGCUAAAGAUAUAGAAGUCUGUCGCUGUGCAAUUGACUAGGGAAGUUGCAGCCACUUUGAAUCGAUCAAUAGGGUGGGGCCUUGGGCAUUCAUAUUAAGAGUUGCGAAUGAUCUGAAUCAGUUGUAACUAAACUUGAAUUUAACACCAGUCACAACUCUAUAAGAAAUGCAAAGGUCCCGAGUUAGGGUAACAGUCAUUUUGCUUUAGGUAUCGGGGUCCAGACCAAGACUAGUCUUACGCA